Molecule: messenger RNA, 1704 nt
Organism: Entamoeba dispar SAW760
Lineage: Eukaryota; Evosea; Mastigamoebida; Endamoebidae
Exons: 1
Coding region: 1-1704 (567 amino acids)
Biological process (GO): microtubule-based movement
Molecular function (GO): ATP binding; microtubule motor activity; microtubule binding
Source: RefSeq, a predicted model, not a curated record
AUGUCACUUCCACAUUCGGACGAUCUCUAUAAACAUAUAGCACAACCACCCCCUGACUUUUCUAAAGUCCCUCCAUUGUUUAGAAGUACACCUUUAAUGAGACAUCACAAUGCAUCUAAACCUCGUUUGAUAAAGGAAACUACUGUUACAAAACCACAAAACAACACAAAGCACACUUCAUUAAAAUUAUCUGGUUCAAAGCCAAUUCCUACUUUCAACAAACAAGCAACAUUUGACACAAGUGAAUUAACAAAGUUAUUGGGAGAAAUAAUGGAGGAAAAAUUACAACAAUUAAAAAAGGAUGAGAUAGAAAGGACAGAAGUUAUUGGAGGAAAUCAAGUUCUUGCCAACCCAGUUCAAAAUGAAUUAAAAAGAGAAUUAGAAAAAGUAGAAUCAGAAUUAAAGUUAAAUAAUGAAAAAAUAAAAAAUAUUGAAAUGGAGAAACAGUCAAUAUUAUUUGAAAAUGAAUCAUUAAAAAAUCAACUCAAUGUACUUAAAAGAACAGUUGAAACAACUAAUGGAAAUUGGGAAAUGGAAAAACAAAUGAAUGUAAAUGCACAAAAUAAAAUACAAGAACUAUUAGAAACAAUUCAAAGUCUUAAUAAACAAAAUAACUUUUUACAAUCAGAAUUAGAAAAGAUUGAAGAUAAAUUAAUUCAUUCAGAAAAAGAAAGAAGGAAACUUCACAAUGAAGUAAUGGAAUUAAAAGGAAAUGUAAGAGUAUUUUGUAGAGUUCGACCACCAUUAAAAAAUGAAGGGAUUAGUGUUGAUGUAACUGAUAAUAAUGCUGUUAUCGUUAAUUCAAUUAACUUUAGUGGAAAAAAAGAAAAAAUAAAAUUUGGAUUUGAUAGAGCAUUUGAUAGUGAUUCAACACAGCAAGAUAUUUUUGAAGAAAUAAGUCAAUUAGUUCAGUCAAGUCUUGAUGGAUAUCAAACGUGUAUUUUUGCAUAUGGACAAACAGGGAGUGGGAAAACUUACACAAUGGAAGGAACAAAUGAUAAACCUGGAAUGAUUCCACUUACUGUUCAUAAAAUAUUUACAACAAUUGAAGAAUUAAAAACAUUAGGAUGGCAAUUUAAAAUUAAUGUUAAAUAUGUUGAAAUUUAUAAUAACAACAUAUUUGAUUUAUUAGUAAAUGGAGAAGAAUCAAAAAAACUUCAAAUUAAAUAUAAUGGGCCAUUAGUAAUAUUACCAGAAGCAAAUGUUAUUGAAGUUUUUGAAGCAGAAGAAGUUGAUCAUCUUAUUAAUAUAGCAACACGGAAUAGAGCAGUUGCAGCAACUAAAUGUAAUGCACAAUCUUCAAGAUCACAUUCAAUUUUUAUGAUGGAUUUAUGUGGAAGAAAUAUUGGGUCAAAUGAACAACGAUUUGGAGGAUUAACAUUAGUAGAUUUGGCUGGUAGUGAACGAUUAGAUGAAAGUGGAGCAAAAGGAGAACGAUUAGAAGAAACAAAAAAUAUUAAUAAAAGUUUAAGUGCAUUAGGUGAUGUUAUUGUUGCUAUUGCAAAUAAAGAUAGUCAUAUUCCAUAUAGAAAUAGUAAAUUAACAGAACUUCUUCAAAAUUGUCUUGGAAGUGAUUCAAAAACAUUAAUGUUUGUUAAUAUUUCAUCUGACCAACAAGAUACAUUAGAAACAAUAUCUUCAUUAAGAUUUGCAACUAAAGUAAAUACAUGUGUAAUUGGAACAGCUAAACGACAUGUUCAAUAA